UUGUUGUUAUCAGCUGAUACAGUGUUGUGCUGUAAUCAGCUGAUGCAGUGGUCGCUCUGAGUGCCUCAUGGACGAAGCCAGCUGAAGGACACGUCGGAUACUGGUCCAAAAUGAAUUUUCUACCCCGAGAAGCGGUGAUAUACGAGACGAUGAACAAGGCGACGUCUGUCGUGAAGACCAGACGAUCGUAUGUUCUCGGGGGAUUGGCGUGUGUCAUCCUUGUUGUCAAGUAUGGGCCCGAUGUGAGGCAUAGAUAUUUUGCAUGGCUAAAUAGUCAGGCAAUCAAGAUGAAGUAUGGUCCCUAUGAAGAUGUCAAGAAAGAGUUAUUUGUACCAAUUACAAAAAUCAAGUCACAUGAUCCUGAAUUGCAAAAAGAAAAUGCCAUUAGAAUUCUUGAAAUUGGUGUUGGCAUUGGGACCAACUUUACCUACUACCCAGAUGGUUGCCAGCUAAUUGUUGUGGAUCCUAACCCAUACUUCAGUAAAUACUUCAAUGAAAACCGGGCCAAGUUUCCAAAUGUUAAAUCUGAAUCGAUCAUUAUAUCAACAGGAGAAGAUAUGGAUAUGGUGAAAAGUGAAAGUGUAGAUGCUGUUGUUAUGACUUUGGUUUUGUGUAGUGUGACUGACAUUGCCAAAGUUGUCAGUCAGAUCCAACGCAUUCUAGUUCCUGGUGGCAAAUUUUUUUUCCUAGAGCACAUUCAGGAGUGGGACCUAAAGAAGCACUGGAUGCGUCGGCAUCUUCAAAGUAUGCUGACGUGGUUGGGGAUCUGGCCAUUUGUGUUUGAUGGGUGUUGUCUAAAUCGUGACCCUUUACCAAUAAUAAAUACUAUAGGGUUCUCAAAUGUCUGUGCUGAAAGGCUGUAUGCACCAAUACCAGUGGCGUUUAUGAAAGUUGUUUCUCCUCACUUGCGUGGAAUUGCCACCAAGUAAUUAGUGAACAAUGAAACUCGACAUUUAACCUGUUGAAUUAACAGGAAUAACAAUAACAUGUCUGCCUGAAAUGCUAUGCGUGCUAGUGGCUUUACAAGAAUGUAAAAACAUCAAUGCUAUAUACUCUCAUAAACCCAAUGUACCUUUUUGUACAUAAAUAUUUUAUUAUUAUUGUUAUUCGAAACAAUGAUUGUUUAAUUAUGUCGCCUCAUGAUUAAAUCUUGACCCCUAAAGUGGGGCAGUCAUUAAAUUUGCCACCCUGCCUUUAAACAGAAGAAAAAGAGGAUAAUUAAUUUAGUUGUUUUAUUCUUGUGAAAUGGUGCAUCUGUAUUGAAAAGUAUGGAAAAUACACACAAAUCAUCUACCUGUAUUUUUGCCUGGGCAGUGGUCAACAUAUCCUCUGGUAUUCAUCAGCCUUGAAUAGUGAUAGUAACAAAGACCAAACAAAAUAGAUUUUUUGUUUAAUUUACAUAGGAAAUAUAUGAUAUUCAGAAAUAAUCUGUAUGAAAAAUAAAACAUAUUACAAAAUAAAUAUAUGUGCAGUACUUAAGAUUUUUAUGUUGGCCCGGGUAAAUGCUACAAUCUCUUUAUGAUAAGAGACCAGGAGCUGAAGUCUACCCAACUCCAAAUUAUUUUAUGGCCUACCAUGGCUGCUAAGAGAGACAUUUGAGCAUUGGAGCUCAACUCACAGGCUACGGGAGCCCAGGCAACCAGCACAUCGAUCAACCGAUCGGCAGCCUCGGCCGCCACCGCCUUGGUUCCUGUACUGAUUCACCUUGCAGAGAAGCUGGCAGGAACAGACAUCGCCAAGUGCAUGAAAAUACUCGACAGACUUCUCACUGCAAUUGGUCUACCCAAGAUGUCGGUUUCACCGCACCUACUACAGACUCCACAAGCUACCUCAACUCGACCAGAACAGAUCCCAACAGCAACAUCAGAACCAGCAGCAGCAACAUCAUCAUCAUCUCCGGAAACGGAACUGAUAGCAGAACUAGCAGCCCAAACAACUCAGCCGGCGGAACUGAUAGCAGAGCUAGCAGCCCCAAUGACUCGGGCACCAGCUACUGCAUCAACACAUCACCACCACCCAGUGGCAACCUCGACACCUUUCACUCUGGCACAAACGUGGGACAGGAGAAGGGGGAGAUAAGAAUAUACAGAACCACCUAUCUGCUACAACAACAGCACCAGCAUACAACGGGGACCUUGAAGUUACCUAUAUCGAAUCAGAAGCCAAAGAACCCAAACCUGAAGACGGGGAACACACCAGACGCAUGAAACUCUCAUGCUAUCUCCUUUUCAUCGAAGAUCAAGAUAUCGAGGUAACGCACAAAUGAGAAGACAACUGGCCACCAAAUGCAACCAGAUCAUCUCCCCCAAGAACCCCAACAAAUUCCUUCACCAUAUAUUUGUCCAGGCACACACAAUGGAUCGCUUCAUGGAAGUUGACAACCUGACAAGACUGUUCUAUGACCAAAACCAAAUUCCUCGGACUGUUUCAAAGAAAAUGCAUUAAGCAUCAACAUUUGUAGAUUUUGAAUCAUUGAUUUAUAAUACAAUAAAACUAUAACCUUCUCUGUUUAGGACAAAGGUUCACUUAUCAAUUUACAAGUAGACUAUUAUUGGAACUAUAAUAUGCUCUCAGACCAUCACAAGUACCUAGAUAACUAUCCAGGUUGUUUGAGUGGGGGGAGGGGGUUUGGUGUCUUAUUCUGAUCACUUUCCCUGAGAACGGGCUUAAAGCGCUUGAGGGUAUUUUUGAAGAAAAUUACAUUCAGUAGAUGUUACACUAUUUACUACAAACCAUCAAACUAUAAACUAUACACCAAGCUAUACACUAUCCACUAUAAACCACCAAACUGUUGAUCAGUGUUGUACAACUAAUAACACAUCACACGACCAAUCACCUUGUUACAAAUGAGAAAUUGACCCCAGGAUUGUCCGGCAUCACAGCUUAUAUUAAAUUCCUCACAAAUGAAAUUACCUAAUUUUCAGUCCUUACGGUGAGUGCAUCCUGCUAGAAAUAACAAGUAAAUGGUUCAAACAAAUUACCUCAAACGUGAUUUGAGAUACUUCAUAGCAUUCUUGAGAUGUUAACAAGGUAUUUGACACUACAAUAUAUAUACUGUAGUUUGGUGUAUUAUAGUCGAGGACAGGAAGACUUUUAGGAUAAUCUAGUUCCCAUAAGGCCAGGGAUGGCAAACCUUGUUGAGUGUGUUCCCAAAUUGGCAACCCAUCAAUCUAAAUAAAAUUAUCUCGCUUGCCCAUGGAAAUUUGGAGCAGCAGAUUAUAAUUUAUUAUUAUUAUUAUUAUAUUUGCAUUUGAUCACUUGUACUGUAUAUAAAAAAGAGAAUAAAAUGCUUGAAAGCAUUACUGAAA
Messenger RNA from Procambarus clarkii (red swamp crayfish), 3308 nucleotides. Its product is annotated as thiol S-methyltransferase TMT1B. NCBI's taxonomy places the organism in Eukaryota, Metazoa, Arthropoda, Malacostraca, Decapoda, Cambaridae. The record is from RefSeq and is a predicted model, not a curated record. Gene Ontology annotation, molecular function: S-adenosylmethionine-dependent methyltransferase activity.